Messenger RNA from Exophiala viscosa, 1197 nucleotides. RefSeq names its product alcohol dehydrogenase. The record is from RefSeq and is a predicted model, not a curated record. The transcript has 5 exons. Gene Ontology annotation, molecular function: zinc ion binding; oxidoreductase activity. Bases 1 to 1197 code for a protein of 398 amino acids. Lineage: Eukaryota; Fungi; Ascomycota; Eurotiomycetes; Chaetothyriales; Herpotrichiellaceae.
AUGUCGGCUACAGAAGUUCGUGUCGACCACAACUCGGGGGGUGGCUCGAGCAUGAUGAAGGCGGUGAAUUACCAGGGAGCGUUCAAGGUCAAGGUCGAGGAUGUGCCGUUGCCGAAGAUCGAACAUCCGGAUGAUGUUCUUGUCAAGGUGACUACUGCUGCUAUUUGCGGUUCGGAUCUGCAUAUGUACGAAGGGCGCACGGGUGCUGAGGCUGGUAUCACGUUCGGUCACGAGAACAUGGGAAUCGUGCACGAGGUCGGCUCGGGCGUCACGCUCUUGAAGAAAGGUGAUCGAGUGGUGAUGCCGUUCAACGUGGCUGAUGGACGCUGCCGGAACUGCGAGGAAGGUAAGACAGCGUUUUGCACGGGUGUCAAUCCCGGAUUCGCGGGCGGAGCGUACGGGUAUGUGGCUAUGGGACCUUAUCGAGGCGGCCAAGCUCAAUAUAUUCGCAUCCCAUACGCGGAUUUCAAUGCCCUGAAGCUGCCGCCCGGUACAGAACAUGAGAGCGAUUUCAUCCUGUUGGCCGAUAUCUUCCCGACUGGCUGGCACGGGGUAACUCUCAGCGGGUUCAAACCCGGCGAGAACAUUGCCGUGUGGGGAGCGGGACCUGUGGGUUUGAUGGCAGCAUACUCAGCUGUUCUCAGGGGCGCGAGCAGCGUGUAUGUUGUCGACCGGGUGCCAGAGCGUCUAAAGGCCGCUGAGAAGAUCGGAUGUAUCGCGAUUGACUUCAGCAAAGGUGACGCAGUGGACCAGAUCCUCGAGAAGAACGGCGGGAUGAUCGACAGGGCGGUCGAUGCCGUUGGAUACCAGGCAGUCGACACGGGCGGGAAGAAGGAGCAGCCCAAUAUCGUUCUCGAGAAUAUGAUCAGGGCGACGCGUCCGUGUGGAGGGAUUGGUAUUCCGGGCUUGUACGUGCCUACUGACCCUGGUGCGCCUGACGAGGCAAGCGGGAAGGGUAUGAUCAGUAUGAGUUUCGGAAAGUUGUUUGAGAAGGGCCUGUCUUUGGCGACUGGCCAGUGCAACGUCAAGCAGUACAACAGGUAUUUGAGGGAUCUGAUCAUUGCGGGCAAAGCGAAGCCGUCGUUUGUGGUCAGCCAUGAGAUUGGUAUUGACGACGCUGAGACGGCAUAUGAGAAAUUUGACAAGAGGAUCGACGGGUACACCAAGGUUUUGAUUCAUCCCAAUGGACCAUUGUGA